UAAGAUUCCGAAAGGAUUCAGACAUCAUUCCCUUUCAGUCGUCUCACAACUGCAGUGGAGCAUCGUCCGAGAAUCUACCCCAAAAAUGGCAUUCAAGUUCAUCAUUCUAUGCGCUGCUCUGUCCGCCGCAAGUGCAGGAUCAAUCGGCGGAUCAGUACUUAGUUACGGAGCACCAGCUAUCAGCUAUGCCGCCCCAGCAAUCGGCUAUGCCGCACCUGCAGCUAUCACUUCUCAAUCAUCAAACAUCCUGCGCAGCGCCGGAAAUCUUGCACAAAUCUCAACUUACUCGAAAACCAUCGACACACCCUACUCCAGCGUGAGCAAGUCGGAUGUGCGUGUUAGCAACCCUGGAAUUUAUUCCUCCUUGAGUUAUACCGCACCUGCACCAGCAUAUCAAUACGCAGCUGCAGCCCCGGUUAUUAAGGCUGCGUAUGCUGCACCCGCACCAAUCACCUACGGCGCACCUGCACCUAUUUCCUACGCCGCACCUGCACCUCUUACCUAUGCCGCAUCUGCACCGAUCUACGCUAAGGCCGCCUAUGCCGCUCCCGCACCUCUUGCCUAUGCCGGCAAUGCGAUUGCCGCACAUGCACCACUUGCAUACGCUAGCCAUGCGGUAGCCGCACCUGCACAACUCUACGCUAAGGCCGCAUAUGCUGCACCCGCAGCCCUUGCCUACGGCGCACCUGGCCCAGUUGUAGCCCAUGCCACCUUCUCUGGAUUGGGAACCUCCUAUGCUUGGCCAAAAAGAACGGCCAUUACGAAAUAUUGGCAUCCCUCCACGCCCGGACACGGAUCGCACCUUUUUACCUAUAAAAAGGAAGCGCCGUCUCCUCGCAGUUGUCAUAUCUACAGUGUUCGUAGACGUGAGCAGAUCAACCAGAAAAAUUUAGGAAAAAUGUUCAAGUUCGUAGCUCUCAGCGCAGUCCUCGCAGUCGCCAGGGCUGGAAAUCUCUUGGCUGCCGCCCCUGCUUUGGCCUACAGUGCUGCCCCUGCCGUGUCUCAUGUGACUUACGCCGCAGCUGCUCCCGCCCACGUGACCUACGCCGCCGCUGCUGCCCCAGCACUCAGCUACGGUGCACCCGCCAUCAGCUAUGGCGCACCCGCUCUCAGUUACGGCGCACCUGCACCCUACGCUAUCCAUGCCCCAGCUGUAGGCACCUCCCACCAGAGCACCAUUAGAUCCUUGGACGGAAAUUCCGCUGUCUCCCAUUACAGCAAGGCUGUCGACACUGCCUUCUCUAGCGUCCGCAAAUACGACACUCGCAUCACCAACGAUGGCAAGAUCCUCGCCCCUGCUCUGGCUUACGCAGCUGCACCUGCCCAUGUGACGUACUCUGCCCCCGCACCCGCUCUGAGCUAUGCCGCAGCCGCACCUGCCCUGAGAUACGCCGCAGCUGCACCCGCUUUGAACUAUGCUGUAUCUGCACCCGUCGUUAAAUCCGCCCCUGUCUACAGCUACGCUGCAUCUGCACCCAUCGUCAAUUCCGCCCCUGUCUACAGCUACGCUGCAUCUGCACCCAUCGUCAAGUCCGCCCCUGUCUACAGCUACGCUGCACCUGCACCCAUCGUCAAGUCCGCCCCUGUCUACAGUUACGCUGCAUCUGCACCCAUCGUCAAGUCCGCCCCUGUCUACAGUUACGCUGCGUCUGCACCCGUCCUGAAGGCCGGACCUGCUCUAAGCUACGGACCCGCAAACGUUGUCGCCCACACCACCUUCAGCGGACUCGGUGCCUCGUACGCUUGGUAAAUCAACGCGGGAAAUUCGAAUUCAUUGAACAAUAACGAACUCCACUCAUAGAUUAUACAGAUCACACGACUCAUCUUCUGAACUUCUAUUUAGCUUAGGGAAUCUUAAACAGGAUUUUCUGAGAUACUUUAUUCUAUAUCGUAUAUCUGAAAAUACUCUUUCGCCCUUUUAUACUAUAAAUUCUGAAAACACUGUACAUGCCCAAGUCCUAUGAAACAUUUUAUAUUUGUCUUCGACGAUAUUAUGCUAUUUAUGUGUACAUAAAAAUAUAAUAUUGUCUGUAACGAUAUGUCAAAUUGUUUACAUUUAUUAUCACUGUUAUCAUGACCGUUAUAUAUAUAUAUAUAUAUAAUCGGAUAAUAAUAAUCCGUUAAUCGAUUGCUCAAGCUACAAUAUAUCAUUACGAUCAUUGAUA
This is a messenger RNA of Cephus cinctus (wheat stem sawfly), 2165 nucleotides long. RefSeq names its product ice-structuring glycoprotein. NCBI's taxonomy places the organism in Eukaryota, Metazoa, Arthropoda, Insecta, Hymenoptera, Cephidae. Bases 86 to 1750 code for a protein of 554 amino acids. The transcript is spliced from 4 exons. The record is from RefSeq and is a predicted model, not a curated record.